Sugiyamaella lignohabitans is the source of this 591-nucleotide messenger RNA. It is a transcript of the gene CHO1, whose product is annotated as CDP-diacylglycerol-serine O-phosphatidyltransferase. Gene Ontology annotation, biological process: phospholipid biosynthetic process. NCBI's taxonomy places the organism in Eukaryota, Fungi, Ascomycota, Dipodascomycetes, Dipodascales, Trichomonascaceae. Gene Ontology annotation, molecular function: phosphotransferase activity, for other substituted phosphate groups. Gene Ontology annotation, cellular component: membrane. The record is from RefSeq and is a predicted model, not a curated record. Bases 1 to 591 code for a protein of 196 amino acids. The transcript has a single exon.
AUGGCCGAUUUCAUCACUCUUCUCAAUGGGUACUGUGGUUUCAACAGUAUCGUGUCGUCAAUUCGCUAUGUGAUGUCCGACUAUACCCAGACCCAUUACCUACUGCGAGCCAUGGCGUUUGUUCCAUUGGGUCUUUUCUUUGAUUUUAUGGACGGCCGAGUGGCUCGUUGGAGAAACAAGAGCAGUCUGAUGGGCCAGGAGCUCGAUUCGCUGGCUGAUCUGGUGUCGUUUGGCGUUGCUCCUGCCAUUAUUGCGUUCACCAUUGGGUUCCAAACCACUGUCGACACCGUUCUGCUGACGGUAUUUGUAUUGUGCGGCCUGACUCGUCUGGCCCGGUUCAACGUCACGGUAUCCCAUAUUCCCAAAGACAGCAAAGGCAAAUCCAAGUACUUCGAGGGCACACCCAUCCCCACGACCCUGGCGCUCGUGACGGUGAUGCUGUUCUGGUACAGCCGCGACAUGAUCCACGACAACCUGCCCUUCAGCACCGCGUUCCCCAACACCCUCAUCGAGUUCCACCCGGCCAUCCUGCUCUUCGUGCUCAGCGGCAGCGCCAUGAUCUCCAAGAGCCUCAAGAUCCCCAAAAUCUAA